This is a messenger RNA of Dromiciops gliroides (monito del monte), 180 nucleotides long. Its product is annotated as single-pass membrane and coiled-coil domain-containing protein 4-like. Lineage: Eukaryota; Metazoa; Chordata; Mammalia; Microbiotheria; Microbiotheriidae. The record is from RefSeq and is a predicted model, not a curated record. The transcript has a single exon. The coding region runs from base 1 to 180 and encodes 59 amino acids.
AUGAGGCAGCGCAAAGGGAAAGCCAAAAAGGAGACUUCAAAAGAUAAGAAGGAGCAGAAGCAAGCUGUGGAGGAAGCGCGGCAGCAAAUCACCACCAUCAUGCUGCCUACGCUGACUGUGGUGGUGGUCCUGAUCGUGGUGUUUGUCUAUGUUGCCAUGUGCCCCACCACCACUGAAUGA